Molecule: messenger RNA, 1287 nt
Organism: Fomitiporia mediterranea MF3/22
Lineage: Eukaryota; Fungi; Basidiomycota; Agaricomycetes; Hymenochaetales; Hymenochaetaceae
Product: protein serine/threonine phosphatase 2C
Exons: 6
Coding region: 1-1287 (428 amino acids)
Biological process (GO): protein dephosphorylation
Molecular function (GO): protein serine/threonine phosphatase activity
Source: RefSeq, a predicted model, not a curated record
AUGAAUGUCGUACGGCUGUCUCCAGCAAGUCCAACGGCCGACCUCCGAGCUUUGCAAGAGGUCUCGGACUUUGCUUCCACAGACAUGGGAUGGGGCGGCGGAGACCGUUGGACGUACCGAAUACUUUCGGAGGAGCAAAUUACGCAGGAACUGCACCGCGUGUCUCAUCACGGUACAUGCGGAAAUAUUGACUACGUCACUUUUCAACCUUGCACAUCGUACGAGGCACGCUCGCAAGAUCGCUUCGUUGUGCAACACUGGGAUUUGCCUGGUGGGCGAUGGACAUUCUCUGGAGUCUUUGAUGGUCACGGUUCACAUGGCACCGUCGAGUAUGUGGUGGAACGUUUGCCUGCUCGGGUGAGAAGUACUCUGCACACGGCACUGUCGAGCGGGAAAGCGUCUCCGGCAACGAUUCCGAAUCUUCUCAGCGAGGCUGUUAUGGAUGUCGAUCAUGCUAUCACGCGAGACUUCCAACGCUUAUUCCCUAGCAGGCGGGAAGAAUUAGCCCGACUGAGUGACCAGCAAAUAAUCUCGGCAAUGAAGCCUAGAAAUGGCACAUAUUCCCAAAGCGUUCUUCGUUGUAUGCAGGGUUCGACAGCUCUCAUAACUCUGGUCGAUCCCUCCGGAAGUCAUCUUUGGAUUGCUAAUCUAGGAGACUUUCUUGUCUCAAAAAAGCCUGGAGGAGGCUUCUACGCCCGAAAGGUUACCGACGUGCAUAAUGGCGGGAAUGCGCAGGAGCUUCGGCGCAUUAUGAAUGAACAUCCUGGCGAAAGGGAAUGCAUAGUCGAAGACCGCGUGCUAGGCUUCCUGGCUCCCACACGAGCCCUAGGGGAUACAUGGAUGAAGCUACCCGCCAUCUACUCGCGCCGAGUACUCAUGCGAACGAACGAAUUCUGGUCCCAUGGCCUCUCAGAAGAGCAUAUCAAUCGAUUAAAGACGCCGCCGUACCUCUCGAACGUCCCCCAGGUAUCCCAUUACCGUCUACGCAGAAACAGCCAGGGGGACGAGGAUGUGGCGCUCCUGCUCUGCUCCGACGGUCUCGUGGAUUUGUACGAGGAUCAAGACCUAGAAGAGGAACAUUAUCUAAGACAGUGGGCCGCCAUGAUCGGAGAGGGCAUUAACCAACCCCCGUCGCCACCCAAUGCCACGCGUUCAAACAUUGCGGUGCACCUGCUGCGCGACGCUAUUGGAGGUGAUGAUCUUUCUCGAGCAUCGGCCAAUUUGACUGUCGAGAUGGAUGAGCGUUGGAUGGACGAUACAACGAUCCUCGUGCAUAAAUUUGUCUGA